Molecule: messenger RNA, 3039 nt
Organism: Neltuma alba
Lineage: Eukaryota; Viridiplantae; Streptophyta; Magnoliopsida; Fabales; Fabaceae
Product: pre-mRNA-processing factor 39
Exons: 15
Coding region: 312-2777 (821 amino acids)
Biological process (GO): RNA processing; mRNA 5'-splice site recognition
Cellular component (GO): U2-type prespliceosome; commitment complex; U1 snRNP
Molecular function (GO): protein binding; pre-mRNA 5'-splice site binding
Source: RefSeq, a predicted model, not a curated record
UAACACCAAAAUCACUUUCUUCCAGCAGGGUUCAAUCUUCGCCAUAGGAGAACUCUCUGGAAGUACGAGGCCUCGCAUUCCAGGUUCGUGUUGUUGUGCCUUGUUUCAAUUCUAGAGUAAGUCACCGGGUGCUGUUGAUGUUGCAUUUUGUUGGUGGUUUUUGCCCGCGGAGAAGUAGCAAAGUGUUUCUGAUUAGCAUUUCAACACGACUGUCGUGCGCCUUUAUCGGUCUUAAUUUUAAAUUUCGCUGUUGGAAGCGCUUCAAGCAUAGUUUUUUUUUUCUUUGGAGGUAAGGACCCAUUUAUCUGAACAUGGGUGAUAGCGAAGCAGUUACUGAAAAAUCUGCAGCUGUAAGCUUCAAUUCCACGAGCUAUGCUUCAAGUGGCCAAGCUAAUGCCAUACCAGAUCCUAUUCCCGAGGCAGUUUCUACUGUUGUCGAGUCUGGUUCAGAAGCUCAGCAGGCUAAUGCAACAUUUGAAUCGAAUUGUUCUAAUUUCGGAGAUGGGAAUGCUUACAGUGGGGAUCCUAGUUCUGUUCUACAACAAGUCCAGUUCAACACGACUGGUGGAACUAUGCAAACUGAUGGUAAUCAGACUGCCGGUGGAAACACAGCCCCAGAAUAUUCUCAAGUGCCUGACUAUAAUUCAUCGGUAAAUGGGGCAGUGGCAAAUGCCACAGGACUCGAGAAUGGGAGUGUGUUGGAGAAUAUUGAUGGAUCAGCAGCUGAUGAGAAACAGCUUGCUGAUGGUUAUGCUGCAAUGUCUGCUGAGGAAGAUAGGCUGUGGAAUAUUGUGAGAGCUAAUUCUUUAGAUUUUAAUGCUUGGACUUCCCUGAUCGAGGAAACAGAGAAAGUGGCUGAGAACAACAUUCUGAAGAUCCGAAAAGUUUAUGAUGCUUUUCUAGCCGAAUUUCCUUUGUGCUAUGGAUAUUGGAAGAAGUAUGCUGAUCAUGAAGCUCGUCUUGGGUCUAUUGAUAAAGUUGUUGAAGUCUAUGAGCGAGCGGUUCAAGGAGUUACAUAUUCAGUGGAUAUGUGGUUGCAUUAUUGCAUAUUUGCUAUAAGCACAUAUGGGGAUCCAGAGACAGUUCGUAGGCUUUUUGAACGAGGAUUGGCUUAUGUUGGAACAGAUUAUCUUUCUUUUCCAUUGUGGGAUAAAUACAUUGAAUACGAGUACAUGCAGCAAGAUUGGGCCCGUCUUGCCAUGAUCUACACCAGAAUAUUAGAGAAUCCUAACCAACAAUUAGAUCGGUAUUUUAGCAGCUUUAAGGAGUUAGCUGGAAAUCGUCCUUUAUCAGAAUUGCGAACUCCUGAUGAAGCCGCAGGAGGAGGCACAGUUUCAGAGGAUGGUGGCCAAGCCAAUGAGGGAGAAGUUCGUCCUGAUGGUGCGGAAAAUCCUCCUAAACCUGUAAGUGCCGGCUUAACAGAAGCGGAAGAGUUGGAGAAGUAUGUCGCCAUUAGAGAAGAGUUAUAUAAGAAAGCUAAAGAGUUCGAUUCUAAGAUCAUUGGUUUUGAAACAGCUAUUAGGAGGCCCUACUUUCAUGUACGGCCCCUCAAUGUUGCAGAGCUUGAGAAUUGGCAUAAUUAUCUGGAUUUUAUAGAAAGAGAAGGUGACUUUAGCAAGGUUGUAAAGUUGUAUGAAAGAUGUGUCAUUGCAUGUGCCAAUUAUCCGGAGUACUGGAUACGGUAUGUAUUAUGUAUGGAGGCCAGUGGGAGCAUGGAUCUUGCAAAUAAUGUAAUUGCUCGGGCAACGCAGGUCUUUGUGAAGAGGCAACCUGAGAUACAUCUUUUCUCUGCACGUUUCAAGGAGCAGAAUGGGGAUUUAGCUGGUGCCCGAGCUGCCUAUCAACUGGUGCACACCGAAAUUUCUCCUGGUCUUCUUGAAGCUAUAAUCAGGCAUGCAAAUAUGGAAAAUAGACUGGGUAACUUGGACGAUGCGUACUCCCUAUAUGAGCAGGCUAUUGCCAUUGAAAAAGGAAAAGAACAUUCACAGACAUUACCCAUGUUGUUUGCUCAGUAUUCUCGGUUUGUAUAUCUGGUUUCUGGGAAUGCUGAAAAGGCUAAGGAAAUUCUGGUUGAGGGGCUUGAGCAUGUUCAGUCAUCAAGGCCAAUACUCGAGGCUUUGUUACACUUUGAGGCUAUCCGACCUUUGCCUAAGAAAGUAGACAUUGACUUUCUAGAUUCAUUGGUUACAAAAUUCAUUGUUCCCAGCGCAGAGAACCCAAAUGCUGCUAGUGCAACUGAUAGGGAGGAACUUUCUAGCAUUUUUCUGGAGUUCUUGAAUCUCUUUGGAGAUGUUCAAUCCAUCAAGAGAGCUGAGGAUAGGCAUGCCAAACUCUUCUUGCCUCAUAGGAGUAUGUCAGAGUUGAGAAAACGUCACGCAGAGGAUUUUCUUAGUUCAGAUAAAGCAAAAAUGGCGAGAUCUUACUCUGUUCCGUCUCCUGCCCAAUCUUCAAUGGGCGCAUAUCCAAAUGCACAGGGCCAGUGGGCUUAUGGAGUGCAACCUCAAACUUGGCCACCGGCCACACAAGCACAGGGACAACAAUGGGCUGCUGGUUACACCCAGCAGGGUGCAUAUGGGGCUUACGCGGGAUACGGGGGUACUUACACUAAUUCACAGGUGCCUGCCUCAGUUCCACAGAGUACUGCAUACGCGGCCUACCCUCCUGCUUAUCCAGUACAGACUGCAGUUCCUCAGCCGAGUUAUGUGCAACCAGCUGCGGCUCCAGCGCUGCAAGCGGCGGCAGCUCCUCAGACGUAUUAUGGGAGUGGCUAUUACUGAGCUAAUCAAGAUUAAGAUUAGAGAUGGCCUUCCAUUUUUGGUUCCUGUAUUUUUAGGACAGUUUGGGUAUAGGAAUAGUCUUAAGGCAUAUGGCUUUGAGUUAGAAAAUUGGCGCCUAACCGAUGCGGUUGUAUUAGCUACCGUUUGUAGUGUAAGAUAUUUUCUUGUUUCCUCCCUUUUCUGGUAGAGGCUUUCCUUUUUAGCUUCUGUCGACAUUGAGUUGUGCUUUAAUGCAAAUAUUCACGUCACACGAUACGGUUCA